CGUCCUUCAUCAUUUCCUCUUUCUUGGGCAAAUCAACAAACGCUCCGAGAGUGACUAUGUCUUCAGCCGUUGCUAGGGUUUUCAACGGUUGCCGGGCUCUCUUGGGUCCGGCCAAGUCCUCUGCCACUGCGGCCACCAAAACUAAACCAACCACCUCCAAAAAGCCCAGAGCCAAAUCCCCACCCAAGUCCAAACCACCAGGCUCUUCUCGGCCCCUUGGCAUUCUUAAGGUGGGGCCUGUCUCCCCUGCUCUUGCUCACUUUCUCGGAGCCUCUGAAUCCUCCCGCACCGACGCCGUUCGCAAGAUCUGGUCCCACAUCAAGACUCACAGCCUCCAGAAUCCUCAGAACAAACGGGAAAUCAUCUGUGAUGCCAAACUUAAGGCCAUCUUUGAUGGUAAAGAUACGGUUGGGUUCCUGGAGAUUGCAAAACUUUUGUCCCCUCAUUUUGUGAAGACUGCCUGACUGCUAUUAAGAUAUCAACUGUAGGUGGUUGGCUUCAAUUGUUUUCUAACUCUUACGAGCCUGCUUUUGUGUCUUUUCUCUUCUCAAAGUUUUAAUAUUGAUGCAUACUUUUCUAUGACAGCAGAUCUCGUGGGUUUAAAUUUGUGACUCAGUUGUCUAGAUUUGUGACUUAGUUGUGUAGGUGGACAUGUUGUACAAUGUAUUGAUGAAAAGUGUUUGUAAGGUAUUGUGGCCUCUUUGAUAAUCGAUAAUCUCUCUCUUUUUUA
Mangifera indica (mango) is the source of this 730-nucleotide messenger RNA. Its product is annotated as upstream activation factor subunit UAF30-like. The record is from RefSeq and is a predicted model, not a curated record. The transcript has 2 exons. The coding region runs from base 57 to 464 and encodes 135 amino acids. Gene Ontology annotation, cellular component: nucleus. Lineage: Eukaryota; Viridiplantae; Streptophyta; Magnoliopsida; Sapindales; Anacardiaceae.